Messenger RNA from Dromaius novaehollandiae (emu), 1560 nucleotides. RefSeq names its product RNA polymerase III subunit H (gene POLR3H). Gene Ontology annotation, cellular component: RNA polymerase III complex. The record is from RefSeq and is a predicted model, not a curated record. Bases 94 to 714 code for a protein of 206 amino acids. The transcript is spliced from 7 exons. Gene Ontology annotation, biological process: transcription initiation at RNA polymerase III promoter; DNA-templated transcription. NCBI's taxonomy places the organism in Eukaryota, Metazoa, Chordata, Aves, Casuariiformes, Dromaiidae. Gene Ontology annotation, molecular function: DNA binding; DNA-directed RNA polymerase activity.
CCCGCGGAGGGCGAUUGGCUGAGGCGCCGGAAGCCGGGAGGGUGCGGGACAGCGUGGCCGUGCUCGCGCGAGCCAGCGGUACUCCCAGCCGUCAUGUUUGUGCUCGUAGAGAUGACCGACACUGUAAGAAUUCCUCCCUGGCAAUUUGAAAGGAAACUGAAUGAAUCCAUUGCCGAAGAACUAAACAAAAAAUUGGCCAACAAGGUUGUAUACAAUGUCGGUCUCUGCAUCUGUCUGUAUGAUAUUACAAAACUGGAGGAUUCAUACAUAUUCCCUGGAGAUGGUGCAUCACAUACCAAAGUGCAUUUCCGGUACGUGGUCUUCCAUCCCUUUCUGGAUGAGAUUCUGAUUGGAGAGAUUAAAAGCUGCAGUCAGGAUGGAGUUCACGUUUCUCUUGGAUUCUUUGACGAUAUUGUCAUCCCUCCAGAAUCCCUGCAGCAGCCGGCUAAGUUUGAUGAAGCAGAGCAGGUGUGGGUGUGGGAAUAUGAAACAGAAGAAGGGGCUCACGACCUUUACAUGGACAUCGGGGAGGAGAUCCGCUUCCGCGUCAUGGAUGAAACGUUUGUUGAUACAUCACCUACAGGGCCAAGCUCGGCAGAGGCUUCCACUUCAAAUGCCACAGAAGAAGUCCAGAAGAAAGAGGCACCCUACACCCUUGUGGGAUCAAUCAGCGAACCAGGCUUGGGCCUCCUGUCGUGGUGGACAAACAGUUAGCUGCAAUCAGAACUGGCUCUGCAGAAAGUCUUUCUGGUGGAUGUUUUGGUGUAUUAAGGGAUCCUGCUGGUGCUCAUUGCUCCCUUGAAGCUGAAUGAGAAAUUAGACCUGCCACUUUCUGUUUCCCCUUCAGCUUCCAACCUGCCAGAUCAAGGAAGUCGCGUCCAAGAAAUGUCUUUACUGAGCUGUAGAAGUGAAAUUACAGGCACAAAAAGUCUUGAGCCCAGCAGCAACAAACUCAGCUGGAGCUUUGGUCUCCUGCACUGGAGGCAAAACUGGAGGUCUUUAGGGAAUUGACUUCAGUGAAUGAAAGCAGGAGAGAAUGCCUGUCUAGAAGUAUUGCUUCCUUGGGUUGAGAGCUUGGUCUCAGGGGUGUAGAAGUAUGUGCCUGCCCUUCUUUUGACAGCAAACAGCAGGAUCUUGCUCUGCAAAGUACUGGGAGAAGAAACAGCAAAAUCCUAGAGGUAAGAGAGGUGUGGUCUUCUCAUGACUUGGGAAAUGCUGCUGCUGGAAGGGCAAGGAAGCCAGUGAUAAUGUUCUCCUAAGAAUGGGACCUUAAUCCAUGAAGACAGCCCAGAAAAACUGGAAUGAGAGUAGUUUACCCAAAAAUAACUUAGGUACUGUGAAGAUGACCACUGUGGAAAGCUAUUGGUUGCUUAUUAUGGUGAAUUGAAAUACUUUAUUAGGUGGGUUGUAUUUAUGCCAAGUGAGUUAAACUUCACUGGAGUUUGACUGAAAAUAUGUAAUUAUGGACUGAAACAAACCAGUGUCUUUGGGUAAGUUGAAAAUACGUGUUUGUACGGGUGUGUUAAUACCAGAAAAAGAAUAAAUAGUAAAAAAACCACA